CCUCUGAAGAGGAUAAGAAGAUAACACGAAAAUCUUCUUACAAAAUUGGAACUCCAUUUCUCUUCUCUUACAACAUACUCAGCAGACCUCACUCACUCACAAUUUCGCGGCCAUGAAACCGCUCCUUUCUUUCCACACUCCUUCAACUAUAACAACAGCACUACUUCCACUUUCUCCCCUCUUCCUCUUCCCUCCCUCUUUUCCCCUCCUUUCUUUCAAAUCCACUCCACUCCGUACACAUUUUCCCCUCAAAUCCCUCUCAAACGACAAGUCGUUUUUCUUCUCCGACGACACUCCCCCUCUACUUUCGCAAAAUCAGCAGCAGCAGCGCCCGAGGACGCUGUACCCUGGCGGUUACAAGCGCCCCGAAAUCAAGGUGCCGAAUGUCGUCCUCCAGUUGGAGCCCGGCGAGGUCCUCGCCGGAGGUAAUGUGUUGGAUUUGAUCAAUGAAGCGGUGGCGAAGUUCGUCGGUAUUGUCGUGCUUAAUGGUGGCGAUGCUAGUGGCAAGAGCGUGUAUGAAGCUGCUUGUUUGUUGAAGUCACUUGUGAAGGACCGCGCGUACUUUUUGAUUUCGGAGCGCGUGGAUAUCGCCGCUGCUGUCAAUGCGAGUGGAGUUGUACUCUCUGAUCAAGGUCUUCCGGCUAUUGUUGCAAGAAACACUAUGUUGGAUUCAAGGUCUGAAUCUGUAGUUCUACCUUUAGUGGGUAGGAAUGUGCAAAGUACGGAUGCUGCCUUAAAUGCGUCUAGUUCUGAAGGUGCUGAUUUUCUUAUAUGUGCUUUAGGAGAGGGGGCAGAUGCUGAUUUGGUUGACAACUCUUUGUUUGCUGAUGUGAAGAUACCUAUUUUUCUCACAAAUGCUUCACGUGGAGAGGCUACAUCAUCGACCAUGGAAAUGUCCAAGUUUCUUAAAUCAGGUGCAAGUGGUUUGGUUGUUUCCUUGGAGGAGUUGAGGUUGUUUACCAAUGAUGUUCUGAGCCAAUUGUUUAAUCCCAUUUAUGCAAUAAAUAAGAAACCUCAGGAUGAGCUUGAAAGCUUCAGUAAACUCAAAUUGUUGGAUGCAAGUAAUAGUUUUCAUGGGAAAGAGAGGGUGGCUGGCUUUGUUAAAUUGGAAGACAGAGAAAAAGAGCUCAUAGAAAGUGAGAGAUCAGUGCUGCUUGAAGCAAUAAAUGUUAUCCAGAAAGCUGCUCCACUGAUGGAGGAGGUUUCUCUUCUCAUUGAUGCGGUUUCUCAACUUGAUGAGCCAUUUUUUCUGGUUAUAGUGGGUGAGUUCAACUCUGGUAAAUCAUCUGUUAUUAAUGCACUUCUGGGGAAAAGGUAUCUCAAGGAAGGGGUUGUUCCCACAACUAAUGAGAUCACUUUCUUACGCUAUUCUGACCUGGAUUCUGAAGAGCAACAACGAUGUGAAAGGCAUCCAGAUGGUCAAUACAUCUGCUACCUUCCUUCUCCAAUUCUUAAAGAAAUGAUUAUUGUUGAUACGCCUGGGACUAAUGUGAUUCUGCAAAGGCAACAACGCCUUACUGAGGAAUUUGUCCCUCGGGCAGAUUUAGUUAUUUUUGUCAUUUCUGCUGAUCGUCCAUUGACUGAAAGUGAGGUGGAUUUUCUUCGUUAUACUCAGCAGUGGAAGAAAAGAUUUGUGUUUGUGUUGAAUAAAUCAGACCUCUAUCAGAAUGCUUUUGAGCUUGAGGAAGCUAUAUCAUUCAUUAAGGAUAAUACACGGAAGUUGCUGAAUGUUGAAAAUGUAAUAGUAUAUCCAGUGUCUGCACGAUCUACCCUUGAAACUAAACUUUCAGCUUCUUCUGCUGUUGGAAAAGACUAUGGAGAAUUAUCUGUCAUGGGGUCUCAUUGGAGCAAUAGCUUUGAUGAACUUGAAAAGUUCUUAUAUAGCUUUUUAGAUGCGUCAACGAGUGCUGGAAUGGAUAGAAUAAAGCUUAAACUUGAAACACCAAUUGCAAUUACAGAACGUUUGCUUUUUGCUUGUGAAACUCGUCUGAGACAAGAUUGCCAAUAUGCUAAGCAGGAUUUGACCUUGGCAAAUGAAAUGAUUGAUAGUGUAAAAGAAUAUACGAAGAAGAUGGAAAUUGAGAGCAUCAAUUGGAGGAAACAAACUUUAUCACUGAUUGAUGCCACAAAAUCACGUAUUGUGGAGCUUGUAGCAACUACUCUGCAAUUGUCAAAUUUUGAUCUUGUUGGCUCAUAUAUUUUUAGAGGGGAGAAAUCUGCCACAAUGCCAGCUACCUCACAGAUUCAAUAUGACAUAGUUGGUCCUGCACUCUUAGAUGCACGAAAAUUACUGGGAGAAUAUAUGAUGUGGUUACAAUCAAACAAUGCUCGUGAAGGGAGACGGUACAAGGAAUCUUUUGAGAAUAGAUGGCCUUCACUUGUAUUUCCAAAAACUCAGCUGCAACUGGAGACCUACGAUUUGGUGACAAAAGUUGACGAAGUCAGCUUGAAAGUUGUAGAGAACUUCAGUGCCAGUGCUACUUCCAAACUGUUUGAGCAAGAAAUACGUGAAGUGUUCUUGGGGACUUUUGGUGGACUCGGAGCAGCUGGUUUAUCUGCGUCGCUUUUAACAUCUGUGUUGCCUACCACUUUAGAAGACCUUCUUGCUCUGGGCCUUUGUUCUGCUGGAGGGUACAUAGCAAUCGCAAAUUUUCCAUCUCGGCGACGAGGAAUGAUAGAAAAGGUUAAUAGAGUUGCAGAUGGAUUGUCGCGUGAAAUCGAAGUGGCAAUGCAGAAAGAUCUCUCGGUAACUGUUGGUUAUCUGGAAAAUUUUGUUAAACAAAUUGGCAGACCAUAUCAAGACGCAGCACAACACAGACUAGACAAACUUCUACAGAUUCAAGAUGAACUAUCAAAUGUCCAGAAAAAGCUUCAAACCCUACGAGUCGAAAUCCAAAAUAUUCAUGUCUCAUGACACUUUCAUUAUUAUUGUCAUUAUUUUCUUGGGCAUUCCUUUUUUUUUUUUUUUCUUUUUCCUGUUGAUUUUUCUCUGGACGACAAGUGUAUCAUAUAUCGAUAUAAAAAAUAAGAAUAUUUCCUUAGAAUGAAA
Messenger RNA from Pistacia vera, 3049 nucleotides. RefSeq names its product probable transmembrane GTPase FZO-like, chloroplastic. Gene Ontology annotation, biological process: thylakoid membrane organization. Gene Ontology annotation, molecular function: GTP binding. Gene Ontology annotation, cellular component: chloroplast membrane. The record is from RefSeq and is a predicted model, not a curated record. The coding region runs from base 113 to 2914 and encodes 933 amino acids. The transcript has 11 exons. NCBI's taxonomy places the organism in Eukaryota, Viridiplantae, Streptophyta, Magnoliopsida, Sapindales, Anacardiaceae.